Messenger RNA from Drosophila montana, 467 nucleotides. RefSeq lists its product as uncharacterized. The record is from RefSeq and is a predicted model, not a curated record. Bases 198 to 326 code for a protein of 42 amino acids. The transcript has a single exon. Lineage: Eukaryota; Metazoa; Arthropoda; Insecta; Diptera; Drosophilidae.
ACACACUGUUAGUCUUUAUAGAUAUGCUUUAUAAGUAACAGCAACCAAAUAAAUAUUUCGGAAGUAUCGGGAAAAAAUCUACGAAAAUCGAAAACUCUUUUUACGUUCGCGUGUGUUAAAUUUUGUUUAUAUACUCCACUCUUUACUCCUUUUGUUAUUUGAUCUACAGGGAUAUUUGUUUUUAAGAGUGAUUGAUAAUGGAUGGCAUGUUUGGAAAUCUGAACCAGAGAUUUAAGCAGCUGAGCAAUGUGGAGGGCAAGCGUAUGGCCAUUAAGCUGGUUGGAUUCUAUGCCAUGGGCUGGACGCUGCGGAAGCUGAUCAAGUGAAGUGAAUGAAGCUAUAUAUGUGUAUAUAUAUUUGUGUGUGAAGAUAUAUAUAGCCAGUCCAAAUUUCGUGUGCCGUAACACUAUGAGCAUUUAAAGCAAAUCGAUUAAAUAUAAAUAAUAAAUGCUUACAUCAAAAUCACA